This is a messenger RNA of Kazachstania africana CBS 2517, 1419 nucleotides long. It is a transcript of the gene RGL1, whose product is annotated as Rgl1p. Lineage: Eukaryota; Fungi; Ascomycota; Saccharomycetes; Saccharomycetales; Saccharomycetaceae. Gene Ontology annotation, cellular component: division septum. The transcript has a single exon. Gene Ontology annotation, biological process: division septum assembly. Bases 1 to 1419 code for a protein of 472 amino acids. The record is from RefSeq and is a predicted model, not a curated record.
AUGGGUAGUGGUACGUUUCCUGUCAUAUCGCUGAAACCAAGUUACAAUUCUGUCAUUAGAGGUUGUCCUGGUAUUCCUGAUACUUUACCAAGAAUGGAAUGUCAAUUGCAGGUGAAAUCGAACAAUGGUAAACCGAUCAAUGUCUCUAAAAUAGAAAUUGUGUUGAAAACGGUAGAGAACAUCCAUAACUAUAGUAUCCCCAUGAAUGGGAGUACUGGACACGGCUCUUUAAUUGAUGCUUCCAGUGCUAAAUUGAUGAUUUCGAAGAAGGCAAAGAACAAAUUCGAGCACGUCUCGACACAUUACAAGAAAAACAUAAUGCUCAAUAACAAGAAUAAGGAAUUGCUAGGUCUGGAUAUCCCUCUGACUAUAGCUCUUCCCAAUAAUAUCAAAGAGACUAAUUAUAACAGAAGUUUCGGUAGUACGGUGACCGUAUUUGAAUGUAGUGUGCAUUAUGACGAUAACAAUCACAUUAAGUCGUUUAAUCAGAUUGUUAAUGUUGAGAAAUUCAAUUAUCUGUUGCUACUGGUCAAGGAUUCAAUCAAGCCCAUAGAAAAGACAACUUUUUCUAUGGAUAAGAAGUUCAAGAUUAGUUACAAGAUAAAAAAUCCUGUACUCUCCACACAUGAUACAUUGCACCUUUCAUUACAGUGUAAGUUGAAUGAUCCUUACACUGCUCAUGACACAACUCUUUUCAAAAAUAAGAAAAAAUUGAGGUUAAAGAAAGUUAUAAUUGAUUUGAGAGAAAUUGUACAAGUUCAUGAUCUUUCUAACACAGAGGACCCAAUUGAUUACAUUGUUGGAAGUAAAGAAAACAUACUGCAAAGUUAUGUAAGGGAAGUCAAUGAGAUGGUUUCAUUAAACGAAAUCAGCAUGGAUUUUGCCUUGAAAAUACUGACAAAAGAUCCCAAUUAUGACAACUUCACUAGAAGUAAUCGUGACAUCUCAACAAAUUCGAACAGCCGACGCAGUUCAAGCAAUAAAAUUGAGACGACUCUCCUAACGAACAAGAACAACAAUAUACCGAUUGAGUAUCAUACUUCUACGACCACCGCAGGUAGGCUGUUUUCCAUUCUACAUGGUAUUACAAUAAAAUUCAAAUUUAGUGGUUCAAAUAAAAAUUUUGAAAUUACAGAUAAUAAUGUAACAAUUUUAAACUAUUCUAAAUCGAACUUGAGACAGAUAAGAAAUUUCAUUGUAGAAGAGAAGAAGACAGCUGCAUUUGCUCAAAAAUUCUACAAUAAUUUUGGUGGAAUCAGAGUGAAACAGAAAUCUGCAAGCUCAACGAACAAUACAAUAUUAGAAUAUCCAGCUUUACCGCCUGUGAUUCAUUAUAAUGACAAGGAGACGCUUGAGAAAUUCCAUAUUGAAUAUAAUUCUUCAUAUAAGCCCCCACAGCGUAUUCCAAUUAUCGAAUGA